UAUUUUCAUAAGGUAAGGAUAAGGUCUGCGUACAGUCAGUCAUACACACUACUCAAACCCCACUUGUGAGAUUAUACUGAGUUUGUUAUUGUUGUUGUUGUUGUUUCUGUUUGCAAAGAUGGGAAGAAGUUUAAUUGGUAUAGUUCAUGCCAAAGACAAGCUUCGAAUUCGAAAAUCGAUUUCACAUAGAAAUGGAAGCAUGUUAGCAACAACUAAUCAAGUUCCAAAGGGGCAUUUUGCAGUGUAUGUUGGUGAAACAUGUAGGAGAUUUGUUGUUCCAAUAGCAUAUUUGAACCAACCUUUAUUUCAAGAUUUGUUACAUUGGGCUAAAGAAGAGUUUGGAUAUAACCAUCCAAUGGGUGGUCUCACAAUUCCAUGCAGUGAAGAUUACUUCAUUAGUCUCACUUCCCUACUAAAGUCAUCAUAGGCAUAACAGUGAUUUUAUUUUUCUCUUUUUUUUAUGCUUUCUAUAUGGGAAAAUAUAUAUGGCUGAAAGAGAAAUGACUAAGUUAACUCUCUUCAAUAUAAUUUUGAAAUAUUGGCUGGUGUCAAGUUUGUCUCGUAUACAUCUUCGUUGUAAUUUGUACAUACAAAUAUUCUUCUAAAUAAAAUGUUCUCUUGUCUUA
Molecule: messenger RNA, 626 nt
Organism: Nicotiana attenuata
Lineage: Eukaryota; Viridiplantae; Streptophyta; Magnoliopsida; Solanales; Solanaceae
Product: auxin-induced protein 15A-like
Exons: 1
Coding region: 119-427 (102 amino acids)
Biological process (GO): response to auxin
Source: RefSeq, a predicted model, not a curated record